AUGGCGGCGGUGGUUUCAACGGUAGUGGCAACGGCAGCGGACGAGGGUUUAACAGUAACCGCGGCUUUGACGGUGGACGUGGGUUUGGCGGAGGCCGAGGCGGAGCGCAAGGCCGAGUCCAAGUGCAGCUACUGCGGCGAAGUUGACCACUGGUGGCGGGAGUGUGCCCGGCGUUUGGUGGAUGAACAAGCAUUGGGAGCGACCCAACCGACGCCAUUGGCGGCGAGCAGCAACCAGGGCGGCGGAAGCGCAGCUACAGCAACGCCACCGACGGCUCCGGGAAACUAG
Molecule: messenger RNA, 288 nt
Organism: Phytophthora infestans T30-4
Lineage: Eukaryota; Oomycota; Peronosporomycetes; Peronosporales; Peronosporaceae
Exons: 2
Coding region: 1-288 (95 amino acids)
Molecular function (GO): zinc ion binding; nucleic acid binding
Source: RefSeq, a predicted model, not a curated record